AUGAUUGGAACAAAAUUAUUCGUUUAUAAUAUCAUUAUUUGGUUAAUAUCGUCGAAAUUGUUAAUUCGAGUCGAAGGAAAACUAAACAACUCGCAAACUGGCUUUAACGAAACCAUAAGUUUAAAAAUCUUGCCGGGUAUCAAGUUUUCGUUAACAGACGGUGAAAUCAUCGCUAAUGUGAGAAUGUUUGACCUACUACAAGAGACAGAAAUAGAGGCUCGCAAAAAUAAAGAGAAGACUUUAUUAUUCUUUUUAGGAGAGAAUCCUUUACAGAGAUUCGGAUUCAUGAUGAUGAUGACACCAUUUGUGAUGCAGAUACUUUCCCUACCAGGCGCCAUAGCGACUAUCAAAAUGUCACUUUUAAGGAGUCUCAUGGUGGCGCAAUUAGCGAUCGCAAUAAUGAUCUACAAUUUUAUUAAAAGCACGCAAACUGAAGAAGUAGUGGUAAUUCGUCAACCACAACAUCAUAUGCAUUAUUAUCAUAAUUACCAUUAUCCUCACGACGACGAAGACGAAUGGUUUGGUAGAUAAAGUGCGCAAACGCUUGCAACGAUAAGAACAAUAUCUUCGUGAUGUACAGCCAUUAUGGCUUUGAUUUUCCAAAGUGACACUCAAAAGUACUAAAGCUUGCAUCUGUGAUAUAGAAACCAUCGUAACGCGAGGCAAAAUUAAAUUAAAUUAUAUUAAAUAUUGUUUACAUAAUUUAUAUGUUAUUUAAAUAUUAUUUAUAGAUAUUGUAUUUAUCGAUAAAUUAUUAUUAAAUUAUCUUUGUAUUAGUUAUUAAUUCUUUAGAUUAAUUCUUUAGAAAGUUGUUAUAUGUACUUAAUUUUAAAUUAAAUAUAUUUAUUUAUUUUUAUGUUACAUGUUAUGUUAUAAUUCUUUGGUAUGAUAGAGAGAAUAUACAUACAUCUCGAUUGCAUGUUCACCUGUCCGCGUUUUACUUCGUAUUAAGCGAAGCGCCGGUACGAUAUCAAGAUGUCGACUGACCUACUUCGGACCUUCACAUAACGGCAGUUUGGUCCAGAUUCCCGCAGAUAUGCAGACGUGUCCAUUCAGGUUGCCCAUUUCUCUCUCAGUAAAUUCGACAUCGAAAUCGAAAUUAGAAUUUCAUUUGAGGCGUUUCUUCGACUGGCAUAUCGCCAACAAAAAACGCGUUGAUAGACACGUAGAAUUUUCAUACACGAAUAAAGAGAAAUACAUGCGUUGAUAUGAGUAAAUUAUAUGCGUUUUAUACAGGUACACUUUUAUUAUGUACAUGCACUCUAAUAUGCGAAUAUCUAAUUAGUAUAUAUAUAUAUAUAUUGAAAAUUUUGUCAACGCCAAAGACCAUGGCUUCGAUAUUCGCGAUGCGUAUACGUACCAGAAACCCACCUUCCGCGAGCGGUGUCGUUAGUAUGCCGCAAAGAUCAUUGUUCCUAAAUUGACAGUUUGCCAUACAAAUCAGAUCGGUAUGCCGUUCCCCAGACUACAAAAUGUGCGGUGCAUACGCGAGACAUAAGGACUAACUGUCCGCAUAUCAUGGAAUGUUUGGAUCAGGUAAAUAGCGUGCUACGUGAAAGAAUUCAGAUUCCUUCAUUGAUUCCCUGUCGAUUGAUGUCCUGUAUUCGACGAUCGAAUUUCUAAUUCCAACUUGUUCCACAUUUCCGUAGAAAAGUCGAGCAAUAGGUGAAUAAAUUAGACUGGAAAUGUACUACUGUUCGACAUAAAGUUUUUGUCACGAAAUUUCCAGUAUUCAUUGAGAUCAUAAAUUUCCAGAUUUUUAGUUAGUAAAAAUUUCUUCUCGCAGCUUCAGGACGAUGCAGCUGCGAUAUUUGACACUAUCUACAUUGCCUAACGUUCUGCCUAACUGUAUAUCAUAGAACUUCAACUGCAUGGCACUUCGACUUCGACAGCAUCGAGAGUUUAUCUAUGACAUUGUAACUCAUUGAGACUCAAAUGGCAUAACGGUACCACUUUCGAUGACCAUACGAUUUCUAAUCUCAGUGUGGCUUCUUCGUUAGCCGUAUGCCUGGAUAAAAUUUUCAAUCAACGCGGCUGCCGUCGUAUAUCAGCUGUGAAUGCCCCCUCUUUUAUCCUCGACCCAUAUUUGAUGAUUCGUUCUAUUUACUUAUAUCUAUUAGAGAAGAUAUAAGAAAAAUUGUCAACAAUAAAAUCUUCAUCAUUUUAUUCAGUUUGUUGGAUUGAAAUAUUUAUCCAUUUAUUUUCAAUCAAGUCAAUAAAUUUUUUUACGAUGAUAUUUGUAAAGAUUUAUUUCAAUCACAAAGUCAACCAUCCGUGACACGAUUUACUAGCAUACGUUGCUUGCUUCACACAAUAGCGUUUAAAAUUAAAAUAGCGUUUAAAUUGCAAGAUUCUGCUGACAUUAUCCAGCAAUGUAUCCGAUUGGUUGACCUAUACGCAUUGAAUGUGCAUUAAUUUAUUAUAAUCGUGCAUCGUCCGCCCAGCACUAUAUAUAUGUAUAUGUAAUAGCGAGAGUGCUUGUCUCUUGACGUAGAAUGGCUAUCGAUCUACGCCAAGUGUGAGAAACUGAAAAUGAAAGGUUACCUAAUAAAUACAAGCUUAUCCUGAUCAA
This is a messenger RNA of Ooceraea biroi (clonal raider ant), 2572 nucleotides long. RefSeq lists its product as uncharacterized. The record is from RefSeq and is a predicted model, not a curated record. NCBI's taxonomy places the organism in Eukaryota, Metazoa, Arthropoda, Insecta, Hymenoptera, Formicidae.